CGGCUCGGUGCCUGGUGCCGCCGCGACCCGCAGCACCGGGCGAGGUGGGCGCACCGGGGGGGCUCCCCCGCCUUCGCCCAUGGGGCUGGGGGUGCCCCUUUCCUGAGCGGGGUUGCAGAUCGGGCGGCGGUGUGGGGGGGUGUUGCCCCCCCCCCUUUUUUUUUUUUUUUUUUUUUUUUUUUUUUUUUUUCCUUCCUGCCACCCCCUCCUCCCCUCCAUGCAGAGAUGGAAUUUGACUCGUAUCAACACUACUUUUACGACCACGACGCCCAGGAGGAUUUCCACCGCUCCACGGCACCCAGCGAGGAUAUCUGGAAGAAGUUCGAGCUGGUCCCCACGCCCCCCCUCUCCCCCCUGGGACCCCGGGGCGGAGGAAGCGCUCCGGCUGGUUCUCCCGCUACUGCCUGGCCGGGGAAGAGCCGGAAUAUCUCAUAGGGACGGGGGAGAUUCGGGAAUCUGAGCGCUUUCAUCCUCAAAGAUUGCAUGUGGAGCGGGUUUUCAGCCCGGGAGAGACUGGAGAAGGCGAUGACAGAGAAACUUUCCACGGGCACGCAGCGGGCCACCCCCCACAAACCCUCAUUCGCGCAGGAUUUGGGGUUCAGCAGCUCGGUGAGCGAGUGCGUGGAUCCCGCCGCCGUUUUCCUUUGCCCGCUGGCCGAGAGCAAGGUCCCCGCAUCCUCGGGAUCCGAGGGCCAAAGCGAUUCUGAAGGUGAGGAGAUUGACGUGGUGACAGUGGAGAAGAGACAAUCGCUCAGCCUGAGGAAGCCGGUCACCAUCACGCUGCGUGCCGACCCCUUGGACCCCUGUAUGAAACGCUUCCACAUCUCCGUCCACCAGCAGCAGCACAACUACGCCGCCCGUUCACCGCCGGACGCCUGUGCCCCCCCGGAGCCACCCCAGAGGGAUGAGGAUGAGCCACCGAGCUCUGCAGAGCCAGCCCCUGCCGUCACGCUGCCUGAGCCCAGCUUGCCAAAAGCCAGCAGCAGCCCCGGCUCUGACAGCGAGGACGUGGCCAAGAGGAAAAACCACAAUUACCUGGAGCGCAAGCGCCGCAACGACCUGCGCUCGCGCUUCCUGGCCCUGCGGGACCAGGUGCCCGGGCUCGCCAGCUGCCCCAAGACACCCAAAGUGGUGAUCCUGAGCAAAUCCUCCGAGUACCUGCAGUCGCUCAUCAGUGCCGAGAGGAGGAUGGCGGCCGAGAAGCGGCAGCUACGGCUGCGGCAGACCCAGCUGCUCAAACGGAUUGCUCACCUCAAGGGACACUAACAUCCCACGUGCCCCCCCCACCCUGGUCCCCAUGACCCUCUGUCUCCCUCUCAAUUUGCACAUUGAUUUUUUUGGUUGUUGUUGUUUUUUUUUUUUUUUUUUCUGUUGGUUGUUGAACUGUUGGCCCCAGGGGGCUGGAGCAUGCGGCGGUUGCUGCUUGUGGGGUGGCUGUGGGAAUGGGGCCAAAGUGGGGCCCCCCUGCCCCAGCAUCACCUGCCCGGGGCUGGCUUCUUAGCACGGGGCGUUGCAAGAUUUCCCCUGUUCCCCCCUGUGAAGCUUUCUCAAGUGACUGCUUCGAUUUGCAGGCUCAACACCAUUCCCCCUCCCUGGCAGCCCUUGCAUCUCUCUCUGCCGUUUACCACCAACAGCAUCUCUAGGAGCUGCCCCAGGAACCCACCCCCGAAAGUCCCACGCAACCGUGGUCUGCUUUGGCUCAUGGAAGCAGGCAGAGGAAGACAUGGAGAGCCCAGCGUGGGCUUCGUCUCCGGACAGAUCCCCAGGGUGAUGGUGAUGACAGGAUGUCUCUCACCAGGAUUAACAGCACCCCAUGGGCCGUCCCCUUGCUCGGCUGGACCGUACCUCACUUUCUUACCACUUCAUGCAGUAGCUUGUCUUGGAUUUUAUGUUCUAGAAACUGCUGCUGUUACUGCGAGUCUUAUACUGGAGGCUGUGUUUUUAUACUGUAUUUUUGUACCACUUUUUGAGAAGUAUUGGUAAAGAGUUUGCUUUUUUUAUAUAUAUAUAAAAACUUUUUUUUGGAGGGGGGUUCCUGCUGCACUUUAGGGAGAUCGGGAAGGGGCUGGCUCCUGCUGGACCCUUGAACUGAGUCCUCGCAGAGGCCAGUUCCUCCCUUGCAGCUCUCCAAACCACCCAUUUGCAAUAACUGGGGAUUUUUCCCCUUUCCCAUCUGUGUGAGCCCCUUUCCCACCUUUGUGAGCACCCCCUCCCCAGCAGCCACUUAAAAUCCCCAGCAAAGCUUUGGUUUUUGCAGGGAGCCUGCCUGGAGGGGUGCAGGUUGGGUGCAUGGGGGGCCGCUUUCAAGGCUUCCCCCUGCCUGUGCCAUCCUGCUGCCCAUCCUGUGGUGGGAUAUGUGGGUGACAGAGUCCCCUGUCCCCUCCCUGGGGUGCUGGCAGGCGGUGGCCACACAGGAUGGCACCCUUGGGUCCCUGCUGACCUGCUGAGAACCCUUAGAGUUAACACUGUGGUCGGAUUUAGCACUUUCUUCAUUACCUCACACUUCAUAAAUAAAUAAGUUUGCAACA
Tyto alba (common barn owl) is the source of this 2528-nucleotide messenger RNA. RefSeq names its product MYCL proto-oncogene, bHLH transcription factor (gene MYCL). The record is from RefSeq and is a predicted model, not a curated record. Lineage: Eukaryota; Metazoa; Chordata; Aves; Strigiformes; Tytonidae. Gene Ontology annotation, molecular function: RNA polymerase II cis-regulatory region sequence-specific DNA binding; DNA-binding transcription factor activity, RNA polymerase II-specific; protein dimerization activity. Gene Ontology annotation, biological process: regulation of transcription by RNA polymerase II.